AUGGCUGAUCUAAGUAACAUCUUAGCUGCGCUUGCUGCGCAGAGAGGCACUCCUUCACAAGCACCCCCUCCACCGCUUCAAGGCGCUCCCUAUCCUCCACCCCAAUAUGCUACACCUCCAGGUGGCGCAACACCCUAUGGACUUCCACAGCCCAUCAAUUCUGGGAGUGUCGAUCUUGCAAAUAUAAAACCUGUUAGUUCAGGCUCUGUCAGCAUUGCCGAUGCCAUUGCCAAAGCUCGAAACAUAGCCGCAGAAAAAGGUCUUUCGUACGAUCCAAGCCGACCACCCAUCAAUAUGGAUCCUCGGGCAGCCAACAGAGGUUACAGACGAUCGCGCUCACCUUCCCGUUCCCCACCACGGAUGAGCAGAGAUGGCUAUCGUGACCCGUACAACAACAAUCCCUACCGCGACGAGAGACGAGGCAACGACCGAGGCUUCACCCGAGAACGCUCAUUCUCCCCUCGAGGUGGCCUUUAUUCUCCUAGAUAUCGAGAUGAGAGGUCCCCUGGUCGUGAUCGUGGCGCUGUCGCAGGUGCCGCUCCUGGUGCGGAUGGAGAAUCGGAAAUUGUACCACUUGAUAAAAGCUUGGUUGGUCUGAUUAUUGGCCGCUCUGGCGAGAAUCUCAGAAGAGUUGAAAGCACUACCGGAGCCCGUGUACAAUUCAUGGAUGGGCCUGAAGUAGCUGGCACACAAAGACACUGUAGGAUUUCUGGCGGCCGAUCAGCACGAGCGGCUGCCAAGGCCGAGAUCUUCAAAAUCAUCGAGGACAACGAGUCGGCCAAAAGAGGCGGAGGAGACAGAUCUCGCAACCAGGGCAACCAGGGGUCCCAAGGGGGUAACAAGGCUGUUGUAGUCCAAUCCAAGGGAGAGGGCGACAGUCUUCAAAUGCUUGUUCCCGACCGCACAGUUGGUUUAAUCAUUGGCAGAGGUGGGGAGACGAUCCGAGAUUUGCAAGAUCGAAGUGGAUGUCAUGUCAACAUUGUGGGAGAGAACAAGAGUAUCAAUGGCAUGCGACCUGUCAACCUCAUUGGCAGCCCUUCAGCCCAACAAUAUGCUCGGGAUCUCAUCCUUGAGAUUGUCGAAAGCGAUCAAAAAGGAAUCAGCGUCAAAGAUCUCCAUCGCGAUCGUGAGGAUACUCAUGGUGGCGGUGGUGGCGGUGGGGGCGGUGGGAGCGGCAAUGGUAAAAUCAAUGAUUCAAUCACCGUGCCUGGUGAGGCUGUUGGCAUGAUUAUCGGAAAAGGGGGUGAGUCGAUUCGCGAUAUGCAAAAUCAGACGGGAUGCAAGAUCAAUGUGUCUAGCGCCACUGGACGUGACAUAGAACGUGAGAUUGGUUUGAUAGGUACUCGCCAAGCCAUCGACGCCGCGAAACGUGCCAUCAUGGAAAAGGUCGACACAGUUCGUGCUCGAUCUCAAGCUCGUGAAACACGCGAUGACUAUACCGACCAUUACGGAGGACAACAACAGCAACAGCAACACCAGCAGCAACCUCCUCCUGGAUAUCCUCCUACCGCCAUUCCAGCAGCUCAGCCUGGUGCACCACCACCAGCAGCUGGAGGAGCAGAUCCAUACGCAGCAUAUGGCGGAUAUCACAAUUAUCUUUCCAUGUGGUAUGCAGCUAUGGCGGCGCAACAGCAAGGUGGUCAAGGUCAAGGUGAGCAACGAUAG
This is a messenger RNA of Exophiala bonariae, 1665 nucleotides long. RefSeq lists its product as uncharacterized. The record is from RefSeq and is a predicted model, not a curated record. The transcript has 4 exons. Gene Ontology annotation, molecular function: mRNA binding. Bases 1 to 1665 code for a protein of 554 amino acids. NCBI's taxonomy places the organism in Eukaryota, Fungi, Ascomycota, Eurotiomycetes, Chaetothyriales, Herpotrichiellaceae. Gene Ontology annotation, cellular component: nucleus; cytoplasm. Gene Ontology annotation, biological process: regulation of gene expression.